Messenger RNA from Vespula vulgaris, 1178 nucleotides. RefSeq lists its product as uncharacterized. Gene Ontology annotation, cellular component: nucleus. The record is from RefSeq and is a predicted model, not a curated record. Bases 364 to 759 code for a protein of 131 amino acids. Gene Ontology annotation, molecular function: DNA binding. The transcript has 4 exons. Lineage: Eukaryota; Metazoa; Arthropoda; Insecta; Hymenoptera; Vespidae. Gene Ontology annotation, biological process: regulation of transcription by RNA polymerase II; cell differentiation.
CGUGGGUAUACAUGGAAGAAAAAAAAGAUCAUUAAAACAUUAUAUUUUUUAAUCGAAUAUUUAUUUCUUCCUCUUCAAGUAUUUUAACAUAGCAACAAACGUUACGAUAAAAAAAAUAGGGUGCAAGAUCCUCGGAGUCACAUGCAUGAGAAUAUUUACAGUACGUAUUUACAGCGCGCACAGCAUCCUUCGCCCCUCUCUCCUUUCUCACUACAUAUUAUUACGUACUACACGUUCGAACUUGAAAUCUCAAAUGUCAGUCGUGUGCGUACUUCGAACGAGUGAGGGUUGUGUGGUGUCUCCGAGGACUUCGGAAGCUAUUUAGAACGAACAAACGAAGAUAAACAGAUAAUCUCUUGAAAGAUGCUUCCAUCAUCGAGAAGUACGUGGAAAUCAGCAUACUAUUACAAUGCCGAUAACAGUUACGCUUUUUAUCGUACCACCGAUAUUAAUUUGGAAGAUGCGAAUAAAUCGGUUAAACCAGCGAGAACAUUAAAGUUUGUACCACGAAGCAGCAGUACUCGAAACUAUUCUCCUCAGAGGAAACAUAUUCCUCGAACGAUUCGUUUGACAGAAUAUCAGGAAGCUGUACUUGAGGAUCAAUUUAAAAGAUGGCCAAGGGCACCUCAUACAGGUGAUAUUGUUCUGUUGGCAGCGGAGACAGGCCUGUCCGAAGAUGACGUCCAGGAUUGGUACGCUAUAAGAUUGGCUCAAUGGAGAAAGGAACAAGGUCUUGGUGGAAAUCUAGGAUUGCACUGAUGCGUGUUUCCGAACAUGUCGAAAAUAAAAUAAUUUGUGUACCUGAAGUAGAAGUUAAUGAUCAUAUCAUUUGUUAUGCAUAACAAAAUUAUUGAUAUGAGAGAAAUAAUAGUACUGCGUUAUAUUAAAAAACGAAUACCAAUACGAAAAACGAUUAUUGACUUCCGAGAAGAGAAGUAAGUUUUAAAAAAAUAUCUUUUAAGAUUCUUUUUUGAAAAACCAAAGAGAGUUUUUUUCUCAUACAAUUGAUUAACUUGAACACUUCUUUUAGUAUCUAACCAUUAUAUUCUAUAGAAUAUAGUUUAUUGCUUUUAAGAUAUUAAGCAUAUAAUAAUUGCAUAAAUAUAAUUAGUGGAAUUAUUAUAUAGUGUUAUAUAUAAAAAUAUAUUAUCAAUAAUACAAUAUAUUAAUGCACUAUA